AUGUUGUACUUGUGCUGGGGUCCAUUGAAGAAAGCUUUUAUGAAUGCUUGCAGGCCAAUCAUAGGAAUUGAUAAAUGCCAUUUGAAGGGGUCACAUGGUGGUAUUCUCUUGACUGUUGUUGGGAUAGAUGCAAACAAUUACAUAUUUCCAUUUGCCUAUAAAAUUGUUAAGAAAGAAAAGAAGAAAACAUGGUUGUGGUUUCUAGAGCUGCUAGGACAUGAUCUGAACAUUGUAAACUCUCAUUGUUAUACCUUCAUGAGUGAUAAACAAAAGGGUUUGAUUGAAGCAGUGGCUGAGUUGUUCCCAAAUGCUUCACACAAGUUUUGUGUGAGGCAUUUGUACAACAAUUUUAAGGGUGAACACAAGGGGUUGGUUCUAAAAGAUCUAUUGUGGAAGGCUAUAAGGGCAACAACUGUUCUUACAUUUACCAGAGUGAUGGCAAAGAUUAAAGAAGUUGAUUGUAAGGCAUAUGAUUUGUUAGUUGAAAGACCACCAAUUCAUUGGAGUAGGAGCCACUUCAACACUUUUCCAAAGUGUGACCUUUUGCUAAACAAUCUAUGUGAGUGCUUCAAUUCAAGCAUCUUGGAAGCUAGGAGUAAACUUGUGAUUCAAAAUCAUUUGGAGAAAAUGAAACUGGGCGCAGUUAGAUGGAUUCCUAGAUGGAAUGGCAAUAAGCAAUUUGAGGUUGUAGGGUCAUAUGGUGAGCAAUACAAGCUAGACUUGCAAGCUUGGACUUGUGGCUGCAGGAAGUGGGAUCUGUCAGGCAUUCCAUGUGCCAAUGUUGUGGUUGCUACAAAUUUCUUGGGACAAGAACCAGAAAAAUAUGUUCAUCAAUACUACAAGGUAGAGACUUAUCUGAAGAUCUAUGGCAAUAUGUUAAGUCCUAUUAAUGGUAGAGAAAUGUGGCUAAGAACUGAGUAUGCAAAGGUGCUGCUAUCUGAUGUGAAGAAGAGAGCUGAAAGGCCUAAACAAAAUAAAAGAAAGGAGAGUGAGGCACCAAUUCAAGGCACAAAGCUAGGAAGGCAGGGGCACUAA
Messenger RNA from Camellia sinensis, 1035 nucleotides. RefSeq lists its product as uncharacterized. Gene Ontology annotation, molecular function: zinc ion binding. Lineage: Eukaryota; Viridiplantae; Streptophyta; Magnoliopsida; Ericales; Theaceae. The record is from RefSeq and is a predicted model, not a curated record.